GGAUGCUUUUGGUAUGUUCUUGUUUCUGCACUGCUCCAGGAGUUGGGCUAAAUUGAUGUUCAUGUCUGGAUUGGAUCCACCCUCUGCAAAGGACAAUUACUCAGAUGACACAAAAACACUGUGAAGAGGAAAGGGGCCUAGGUGGGAGUUUGGGGAUGAGAGUUCCAGGGAUGAGCGGACAUGAGGUUUUGUGUGGAAAAUGGUACGACGCCCUUCUGAAUUUGCCAGAGUGAAAACCGUGAUGUCGCCUGCGCUUGGACUUGCUCUUUUGGCUCUUCUUCACAGCGUAAUAACUGUGACCGCACUGGUGGACUCCGAUGAUGUCAUCACGCGUGACGAGCAGAUCUUCGUGCUGAUCGGCGCUCACGCCAAGUGUGAAAAGAGCAUCAAGUCGCAAAUGGCCCUCGUGCAAGAAGGCGACUGCCUGCCCGAGUGGGACGGCAUCAUCUGCUGGCCGAGGAGCGGGUCCGGCCAGCUGGUGUCAGUUCUGUGUCCCGAGUACAUCUACGACUUCAACCACGCCGGUCGGGCGUACCGCCACUGUGAUGCGUCCGGUAACUGGGAGCAAGUGUCCGUCAUCAACCGGACGUGGGCGAACUACAGCGAGUGCACCGCUUACUUGUCAGCCAAUUACAGGAGCCAAGAAGAGGUGUUUGAAAGACUGCACCUCAUGUACACCGUUGGAUACUCCAUCUCUCUGGCGUCUCUCCUGGUGGCCGUCUUCAUCCUCUGCUACUUCAAGCGCCUCCACUGCACGCGCAACUACAUCCACGUGCACCUGUUCACUUCCUUCAUAUGCCGAGCGGUCAGUAUCUUCGUGAAGGACGCCGUGCUCUACUCGGUGUCUGCCGAUGGUGCCGAAGGAGAACCCGUGCUUGCGGGACAGAAGCAGCACAUGGCUGGCUGCAAAGUGGCCGUCACGUUUUUCCUCUACUUCCUGGCAACCAAUCAUUACUGGAUCUUGGUGGAGGGCCUUUAUCUACACAGCCUCAUCUUCAUGGCCUUCCUCUCCGACAAGAACUACCUGUGGGCCCUCACCGUCAUGGGUUGGGGUGUUCCCGCGUUGUUUGUGUCCAUUUGGGUCAGCGUGCGGGCGUCACUGGCAAACACACAAUGUUGGGACAUCAGUGCUGGAAACCUGAAGUGGAUUUAUCAAGUUCCCAUUCUGGCAGCCAUUGUUGUGAAUUUCCUGCUCUUUGUCAACAUCAUACGUGUGUUGGCCUCCAAAUUAUGGGAGACCAAAACUGGGAAACUGGAUCCUCGGCAACAAUACCGGAAGCUUCUCAAGUCCACACUGGUGCUCAUGCCCUUGUUUGGGGUCCACUACAUGGUCUUCAUGGCGCUUCCUUACACCGAAGUAUCCGGGCUGCUGUGGCAGGUGCAGAUGCACUACGAGAUGUUCUUCAACUCAUCGCAGGGCUUUUUUGUGGCUUUCAUCUACUGCUUCUGCAAUGGCGAGGUGCAGGCAGAGGUGAAGAAGGCGUGGCUAAGGAGAAGUCUAGCACUGGACCUCAAACAAAAAGCCAGGAUUACCAGCAGCAACGGCGGAGGCAGCUGUUACUACGGCGGCAUGAUGUCCCACGCCACCACGACGCACAGCGUCUGCAUGUCCGCCGCCAAUCACAGGGCGUUUCCCCUCGCCGGAGGGAUGGUCGGCUACGCCGGCGGCGCGUGUGGGGGGUCGGGGCUCAGGCUGCCCCGCCAGGCCGCCCUCCAUCCGCAGAGCAGUCUGCCGAGAUGCACGGCCAGUGAAUGCGAGAGCUCAGCGAUGGCGGCAAGGAGGUCGGGAGGGGCCGGGCCCGGGCCCGGGGGGGUCUUUGCGAGGCAUGCGAAAGGUAGCAAGAAACACGAUGAGGCUAAAAGUUCUCCGGCAGAGACGCCCGGGGAAGGUGAUCCGGACACUUCUUUGUCUGUAAAAGAGCUAGAGACUGUCUUGUAAAUAUCUUUGAAUUAUUUUAAUAUUAUUUGGUCAACUUCUUACUUGUACAUUCUGUACUGGACAAGCACAGUCGACACACCUGCACAAUCUAAUAACAACUCAUACAUUGUUGCCUUGAGAGUGCAAGUGUCCUGACAAUUUCUCGAUACGAGCCGUCGUUAAGACGAUUUUUGACUUGCGAGCAAACAUUUGAGAUACGAGCGCUGUAUGCAACAGUGAAUGCAACUCAAAUCACUUCACAACGGGCAGCAGUUUGGCAGACAGUGAGCAAUUCUUCAAUUUAAAACAACCACAUAGCUUUGCUUUAGUCCGCUUACCUUAAUGCUAACAAUGCAAAAUUCUUUAACCUCUCCAAUCAGCGACUAAUAGUACUGCGCCUGCCUGAACAAUUGUGACCAUCACCUUCACGUAUAGCCAUAUGUCUGUAUUAUAUUGCCCCCUGGUGGCCAAGGGGCGCACACCAGAAGGAGCAUCACAAUGUCCAUUGUAUCGAAGCAAAAAUAAACUGUGUGAAGAAGAAGUUUUAUUCUUCACAUUCUAUUUAAUUAUUUAAUUACUGUAUGUUUCUAUGAAGAGCAACAUUCAUAGUUUUGCUACAAACAAAAAAAAAAUUUGGGGUGGUAUGGAACGGAUUAUUUCCAUUCAUUUCAAUGGGGAAAGAUGAUUUGAGAUACAGGUGUUUUGAGUUACAGGCAUGGUCAUGGUAGGGAUUAAACUCAUGUCUCAAGGCACCACUCUACAAUAUAAAAACAAAUAAAUACAAAAAAAGUGAAAAUGGAACCGCAAAGAAAUGGGGAAAAUAAAGUAAACAGUUUGGAUUGCCAGAGAACUAUUCAUUUGACUUUUAUUAUUCAUACAAUUUGUAGUGACUAAAGGCACUCUUGUAUUGACUUAAUAGAUUGUGCAGAUGUACGUAAUGAUGUGGACACUUUCUCUCGUAUCUGCUGCAUAGCUGCUCAAGUUGUUGAUAUGCAAAGACGGCUUUGGUGAGGUGCACUUAUUUGUGUGUGGAAAAAUACAGCAUUGUCUCGCUCCAAUUUUGAUUUAUUUCUGUUUAAAUUGUAUGCUUUGUCCAGCCACAUUGAGUGUACCAGUGGUUUGCAAACUUUUAACACGAAAAACAUCCAAAA
Phyllopteryx taeniolatus (common seadragon) is the source of this 3069-nucleotide messenger RNA. RefSeq names its product parathyroid hormone 3 receptor (gene pth3r). The record is from RefSeq and is a predicted model, not a curated record. Gene Ontology annotation, cellular component: plasma membrane. Bases 200 to 1939 code for a protein of 579 amino acids. Gene Ontology annotation, biological process: cell surface receptor signaling pathway; adenylate cyclase-modulating G protein-coupled receptor signaling pathway. The transcript has 14 exons. Gene Ontology annotation, molecular function: parathyroid hormone receptor activity; peptide hormone binding; G protein-coupled peptide receptor activity. NCBI's taxonomy places the organism in Eukaryota, Metazoa, Chordata, Actinopteri, Syngnathiformes, Syngnathidae.